Messenger RNA from Acanthosepion pharaonis, 915 nucleotides. NCBI's taxonomy places the organism in Eukaryota, Metazoa, Mollusca, Cephalopoda, Sepiida, Sepiidae. The record is from the annotation of a GenBank genome assembly.
AUGGAAAGUAUCGAUUCAGAUGAAGAAUUGCAGCAGGCAUUUGCUAAGGAUGUGCUGAAACCAGGCUUGAACCUUGAAGUGGCUCCAAAGAAAGAAUUUAUUAAUCGAAAGAAUGAUAUGAAAGCCGUGUUGGAAAAAUUUAAACAGAACCUUGACUGGAUUGAACGCCUUGAUUUGACCACAAAGCCACCAGCACCAGAGGAGGAGGAAGAAAAGGCUUCCCCUGAAGACAAAAGUGUCCACGAUGAUUUCCGAAGAGAAUUAGCAUUUUACAAACAAGUCCAAGCCUCAGUGCUGCAGGUUUUACCAAAACUGAAUCGCCUUGGCAUCCAAACUCGUCGACCAGAUGAUUAUUUUGCAGAAAUGGCAAAAUCUGAUCGACACAUGAAGAGAAUCCGUGAGAAAUUAAUUGCAAAGGAAAUCUCUAUGGAAAAAUCGGAAAAAGCGAAAAAAUUGAGACAAGCUCGCAAAUUCGGCAAACAGGUACAAGUGGAAGUUUUGAAGAAAAGGGCCCAGGAAAAGAAGAAAAUGCUGGAAGAAGUGAAAAAAUACAGAAAAGGUCAAAAAGAUAAACUCGAUUUUAUGGUUGAUCUCGAAGAUGAAGAGAAAAAGAACAAGACAAGACGCCACCAGACUAAGGCAACCCAGAAAAAGGAACAGUUCAUGCCCAACAAGAAACGGCAACACAAAAAUGAACGUUUUGGUUUUGGAGGCCAAAAGAAACGCUCAAAGUCGAACACAGCUGAGAGUUUUGAUAAGAUGACACCAGUUGAAAGCAUGAUGAUGAAACAAAGUUCACGCCGACAUCCAGGCAAGAAACCGGCAGCAGUCAAGAAGGGUAAAAAGCAACAGCGUCCAGGUAAAAACCGAAGAUUACAAAACAAAUUCAGAAAUAAGAAUAAGAGAAGGAUCUGA